AUGGAUGCUGAUGGCGAUGCCCCUCUCGUCUUUGAGGACGACGAGCUGCUCGACUUGAUUACGCCAGUGCACGACGAUGGCCCGAACAUCAAAGAGCUUAGAAAGAAGCAAAAGGCUUUUGCCUCUGGCAGCUUCCAUGUUCAGUCGCAAAACGCUCUUGGCCUCAACCUGGACGCUGCGGUGCUGAAGGAAAUUCACCGUCAGCUGGGGACGCGGACGCUACUCCGUAUUUCAACCUGAUUUUCGUUGAUAGGUUUCUUUCCGCGUUUUGUUCUCGCGCUUUUUUACGCCACAUCAUUGAAUUCAACGUAAAGAUUUUUUAGAGCACGUGUUGACAAUUAGAAUUUCUAUCCGAGAGCCAGAUGCAACCGGAAGCAACAGCUCCUUCCUUUUUUGCCUAACAAUGAGACAUGCUUACAUUUAUACCUUCGAACGAAAACAAUAUCUAAUAUGGCUUUUUGAUAAAUUACGGCGUCCCUCCUUUCUUUGGGAAGAUGAAUGAUGAAAGGCACGACAUCUAUCUUAAGAAUGUUCAAAAUUCAGCUCGGUGCGACGCCGCGUGGUUGAUUCGUGCGGACGAGUAUGGGGUUGGUGACCCUUUGGCACAGGAAUUUGGCGUUCUUUGCGAGUUUGCAGUCGAUCAAAAGCUUGAGGACGAGUUUUUGCAUCAAUGGCUCAACGAGGCGCGCAACGAGAAUGCAAGAUCUUGCUGGAAUACGGCUGACUUGAACAGGAAGGUCGGCUCGCAGUCGCUGGGAAAAGAGGAGCGGCCACACUGGUAUUUACAAUACAAAGGAAAAAAACGCGUUCGCGGCACUGAAAAUCCGAGAAGUUUUCUUGCGAAUGUGUUCAAGAGCAUCAUCGCCGAGGCAGACCGCAUUUUCGACGACAGGUGGGAGAUGCAUGCUGAUAAAUCGUGA
This is a messenger RNA of Amoebophrya sp. A25, 920 nucleotides long. Lineage: Eukaryota; Dinophyceae; Syndiniales; Amoebophryaceae. The record is from the annotation of a GenBank genome assembly.